GGACGACAGCUUUGAAGUUCCAUGGGGGAAAAUGCCAGAGGAAGUGAUGGAUUCUCUGGAGAGGGGAAAAAGGCCAGGCCCAAGACUGAGGAGGCAAAUGAUCCGGAUUGUUGUGACUGAGAUGAUGGAAAAAAGCCCUCAUGUAGGUAAAAAGCAUUCAACUGACGUUGCAAAAAAAAUGGUGGCAAAAUAUCCCAGUUCUCUGCAAGAUGUAAUAGAGGGCGAUAUUGUUGGAACAGGCUACCAUUCGAUUGUCAAACAGUUGCAAAACAGAAUUGAAAAUGUGAGGCGCACUUCAACACCCAAAAUAAGAAAAAGAAAACAUCAGACUGAUGUCUCAGACCACACAGACGAGAUCCCAUUAGAAGAGAGAGCAGCAAUGCAGGACACUUAUGGAUGUGUUAAAUGGAAUGUAAAAUUCCUGCCCCUUGAAGAAACUCAAGAGAGCCAGCAGCAAAAGAUGGAAAAACUCAAAGUGAUGUUCCAACAGUCUGAUGCCAAUUCAGAGGAGGUAAAAUGUCUAAUGAAGUCCACUUUUUACACACAGCGUCAACAUGUCAACCAGGGAAAAAGUAUCAAAUGCCUUAGAGAGGAGUGGCCAUUUUGGUUUGAUGAACUUGGCAUGUCGAUCCACUUCAAGGAACUCACUGGGAUUGACCUCAAAGAGACAUUCACACGGAAUUUGGAUUUGAAGGGAAAAAGGCUGCUCGACUACAUGACCACAGUUUGUGUCAACAAGAGCAAGAGGUUCCUUCAGAAUUAUGCAAGGCUUCAGAGGAUGCGGGGACCGCAGAGUGGCUGCUCAGAUGAUGUGAUCGAGAUGAUCCUGCUUCUGCUAAGCUACUUUGAUGAGAAGGAGGAGUCCAUGUUCUUCCAUGUAGAAGAUACAUGUCUGGUAGAAGAGGUCCAACUGGAGCAAGUACCUCUGACACCCACUAUUAUUGUCUGUGGACAGUCCUGCUAUUCCUCAACAAGGUACAUGCUGAGUCUGGAUCGGAACCUUAUCAACACAAACAUCUCCUCCUUCAUUUCUGCACUGUGCCUCAUGUUCGGGAGCUACUACUGUUUUAACAUCCAUUAUCCAUCUGAGCUGGCUUCAACCCUGGAGUUUCUUCAAAGGUGUUUUUUCUUGAUAAACCCAGAAAAAGGAACCAAAGUAGAGAACAAAAACUCCAAGCGUCAUCUCAACGUGAACCCUCGCGUCCUCACCCUGAUACAGGAACUCUCUGAUCACGAGUGGUGUGCCUAAAUAUGGACUCUUUCUGUGGACUCUGACUGUUUGUUUGAGAAGAGGUACUGUUAGUCUUUGCAAUGUUUAAAUCCAUGAUGUGUUCCAAAGUAUGGUAUAAAACUUAUUUACCUUUCAUUUAUUCAAUUAGAGCUGUUUUUAUUGCAAAAAAUACCUUAACAAACUGUGAGGGGGCUCACCUCUCCACAGAUCUGAUCUGUAAUUUGGCCUGUUGGCAUCACCUGAUUGUCUCCAUGGAGAUAUAGUUUUAUGCCAUACUGUGGAACAUUCCAGACAGGGAGAGUGUGGUGUUGUUGUUAUGCACCUGGCACUUAAACUUUGUGUGACAGAAAUAUGUUCAGAUUUAAAGAGGUUAAUGUCCAGAUUUAGAGAGGCUUGUCUUCUGGAUUAUUUCAACUUGGAUUCAGUCAAGGUUAAAAGAACCAUUACAUGUAGGUUCUUUGCAUGUUGUUUGUAUACGUUGAAAAGAAAACACAUCCAACUGUUUCAUGGCGUACUGUGGAACAUUCCAGACAGGGAGAGUGUGGGCUGUUGUUGUGCGCCUGGCACUUAAACUUUGUUAAUUGAUUCAGUUGAGCUAAAAGAACCAUUACAUGUAGCUUCUUUGCAUGUUGUAUGUUAAAAAA
Messenger RNA from Alosa alosa (allis shad), 1875 nucleotides. RefSeq lists its product as uncharacterized. NCBI's taxonomy places the organism in Eukaryota, Metazoa, Chordata, Actinopteri, Clupeiformes, Clupeidae. The record is from RefSeq and is a predicted model, not a curated record. The transcript is spliced from 3 exons. Bases 32 to 1249 code for a protein of 405 amino acids.